UAUAUUGCACUCCCUCGCAAUCUCAAGUUAACUGUCUCUGUUUUACGGUCAGGAAUCAUGUCUCUUGUCGAAGAAAACUGGCAAACAACGCGACCAACCAUCAGGGAAAGAGCCAAGUUCAUGUUCAACAACGACCGCUUCAGCGAUGUGAAGUUCGUUGUUAGGAAGAUGGAUGGUGAAAUCGAAAGUAAAUAUGUAAUUCCUGCUCACAAGUUUGUUCUGUCGAUCAGCAGCCCUGUGUUUGAAGCCAUGUUUUACGGUGAGUUGGCGGAGACUAAAGACUCUAUUGAACUGCCUGACUGUGAGUACGAAAGUCUGCUGGAGUUGUUUCGUUACAUGUACAGCGAUGAAGUAAAUUUGAACGGAAGUAAUGUGAUGGGAGUGUUGUAUUUGGCGAAGAAGUAUAUGGUGCCUUCACUCGCUGAUAAAUGCACCGAUUAUCUACAAGAUAAGCUCGAUACGUCAAAUGCUUUUAGUAUUUUGCCUAAAGCUUAUCAGUUCGAUGAGAAAAAGCUGGUGAAACGAUGUUGGAAAGUAAUCGAUGAACACUCCGAAGAGGCUAUAAAAUCUGAUGGAUUUGCGACACUUGAAAGAUCUUUAAUUGAAGAAGUAAUCAAACGCGACACACUGAAUAUUGAAGAGGUAGAGUUGUUCAAAGCUGUGGACUCGUGGGCUACAAAGAAAUGCAAAGAUGAAGGCUUGACUGUAGACGGCAAUGUAAAAAGGAAACUUCUUGGAGAGAGUAUCGUAAAAGCAAUCCGUUUCCCAGUCAUGAAGCAACAGGACUUCGCUGGUGUUGUUCUCGACACCAAGAUACUCACACAAGACGAAGUCUUUGAUGUCGUGAAGUAUUUUAAUUCAGUGCUGAGCUCUCCAAUAGGAUUUCCGGUAAAGAAAAGGCUACGUACUUUUGCUUGUUGCAGAUUCGAAAAUUUAAACAAUGCUGACCUAAGCUAUUCUUAUUUUUCUGGGAAGCAAGACUGUCUUAUUUUCACAGUUGACAAAAACCUUUUGUUACUUGGAUUAACGCUAUGUGGAAGUGAAAACAAUGAAUAUUCUGUGAAUAUCCGCAUAAAGGAACUUGACAGGCGCAAUGAAUAUCUUAAUUCUGUGUCCGGGAAAUUUCCAUCUGUGCUCAUUGAAGAAGAAUUGCAUUCCUUUUAUGGUUUCAGAAUUCUCUAUGACGAUCCAAUUGUCAUCAAAAAGGGAAUAAGACAUCGUAUCGAAGCUUCUAUUUUUGGUGCGAAUUCCUGUUUUGGUCGAAAUGGUCAAAAGAUUGUGGCUUGUUCUGGGAUCAAGUUUAGUUUUGCAGACAGUUCUGAGGACAGAAAUGGAACUGGAGUUGCACAAGGGCAAUUUCCGGAACUCCUUUUUCAUACGAUGUAACUGUUGUAUCUUCACGAUUGAGCACUGCCCCCGAUUAUGCGCCGUACUCGUGUCCUGAAGCACCGCAUCUAAGAGCACAAAUUUGCAGUAGCGUCCUAUCCGAAUGACCAUGAAUGACCCUGUAAAAAAAUCUGGAAUUGAAUGACAUAGAUUUGUUUGUUUGACAUUCAAGGAACAGCUAACUCGUUACAAACUUAAGGUGGAUGAUACCAAGAGGUUAUUAUCUUAUAAUAAUCUCUUGGUGAUUUUUAGGUAUUGUUAAUAAUAAAAUUAAGGAAAUUGAAUCAGCCCCAUUUGCUUAUGGUUUUACGUGAGCCUUGAUCUGGAUAGUCUGGCACUUAAUUUAUGCCAAACUGACUCUGCCUUUUUCCAGAAAUCAUUAUUUUACAGCUUCAAUAAAUGGAUAUGAAUUGUAGUGAGUUUAAUGUUUGAAAUUUCUAAAGAAAUGGCGUGAAAAGAUCGAUAAAUCAAUUUGCAUUUUUUUCUGACCAAUUAGAGUAA
Molecule: messenger RNA, 1887 nt
Organism: Pocillopora verrucosa
Lineage: Eukaryota; Metazoa; Cnidaria; Anthozoa; Scleractinia; Pocilloporidae
Source: RefSeq, a predicted model, not a curated record